This is a messenger RNA of Ilex paraguariensis (yerba mate), 258 nucleotides long. NCBI's taxonomy places the organism in Eukaryota, Viridiplantae, Streptophyta, Magnoliopsida, Aquifoliales, Aquifoliaceae. The record is from the annotation of a GenBank genome assembly.
AAAACAUCACGGACUAUAAUUCGAACUCCAAGCAAAUGGUCGAUAAGGCAAAAUGUGGAACAGCCCCCACCAGAAAGGCCAGUUGCUCCACUAGCAGCACCAUCCACAUUCAACUUCAAAGCACCCCCAUCAGGAGAAUACCAUUUCGCCCACAAGGAUUGUUCAACACAACAAAACCUAGACUCCACUUUCAAAGCAGCCAGCACCUCCUUUCCUCUCACAUCAUCUGGGCUUUUGGGUCUCAUAGCAACAGCUUGA